Cynara cardunculus var. scolymus (artichoke) is the source of this 2018-nucleotide messenger RNA. RefSeq names its product protein NUCLEAR FUSION DEFECTIVE 4. The record is from RefSeq and is a predicted model, not a curated record. The transcript is spliced from 3 exons. Bases 96 to 1778 code for a protein of 560 amino acids. Gene Ontology annotation, cellular component: membrane. Lineage: Eukaryota; Viridiplantae; Streptophyta; Magnoliopsida; Asterales; Asteraceae.
UUUCUUCAAUUCCGAUCCCCAAUUUCAUCUUCCCACAAUUCUCCAAUCAAUUCCGCCACCGUCCCACGGAGGAGUAGCAGUAUCCAGUAUCCACUAUGCAGGCCGUAAAAGCUGGAACCCGACCGCCGUGGGUUGGCUUCGCCGCCGCUGUUUGGGUCGGAAUCUCCGCCGGAAACUCCUACUGUUUCCCUCUUUACUCCCAUUCUCUGAAAACCGUACUGGGUUUCUCUCAACAACAGCUCACGAUUCUUGGUGUUGCUAAUGAUUUUGGGGAAAACACCGGAAUUCUUCCCGGCAUUGCCUGCAACUAUUUUCCGCCUUGGGUGGUGCUUCUCGUCGGAGUUUUCUCGUGUUUCUUCGGCUAUGGCGUCAUCUGGCUUGCGAUUUCUCAGACUGUUGUUAAUAUGCCUUAUUGGGUUCUAUGGAUCGCACUUGUGCUUGCCGCUAACAGCAGCGCGUGGUUGGGUACUGCCGUGAUCGUUACAAACCUAAGAAACUUCCCGCUCAGCCGGGGCACCGUUGCCGGGCUUCUCAAAGGCUACAUUGCCCUCAGUGCCGCGGUUUUCACAGAAGUUUGCACGAUGCUGCUUAACGGAUCAGCACCGGCAAUCGUGCUCGUUUUUACACUCGGUAUUCCCGUUAUAUGUCUUACCUUAAUGUAUUACGUUCGACCUUGUACUCCGGCUUCUGAAGCCGACCCGUCGGAAAAUGGCCACUUCUUGUUCACCCAAGGAACGAGUCUAUUACUUGCAAUCUUUCUUUUAUCGACAACGAUCCUUAAAAACACCUUGAAUCUAAAUGAUACGAUCUCGUACACGUUUAUCGCGAUCAUGGUGGUUCUUUUACUAUCCCCGCUUGCAAUUCCGAUCAAAAUGACGCUUUUUCCGGCGAGAAAGAAGCUUCUCCGACCAGCGGAGUCCUCGGACAGUCUGGUUUCGGUGGAAGGCGAUUCAAAAACCGAUCCUUUGUUGACGCCGUCAUCUUCGGCCGCGAAUCUAACAAGCUUCCAUGAGAGUGAUUCCGAGGUGAAUAUGCUUCUUGCGGUCGGAGAAGGUGCGAUCAAGAAGAAAAGAAGGCCGAGAAGAGGGGAGGAUUUCUCGUUUCAUGAAGCCAUGAUGAAAGCCGAUUUCUGGCUUCUAUGGAUGACGUACUUUCUUGGCGUCGGCUCGGGAGUCACGGUUCUCAAUAAUUUGGCGCAAAUCGGAGCUUCGCUCGGCUUCGAUGAUACGAACACGUUGUUAAGUUUGUUCAGCUUCUGCAAUUUUCUCGGCCGGCUUGGUGGCGGUGCCGUUUCCGAGUACUUCGUAAGAUUAAACACGAUCCCACGAACAUUUUGGACGAUGGUAACGCAAAUCAUCAUGGUGUUAACGUAUCUUCUGUACGCAUCGGCUCUAGACGGAACGCUUUACGCUGCAACAGCGUUACUCGGAACCUGCUACGGUGUUCAAAUCGCGAUCAUGAUCUCAACAUCUUCCGAGCUUUUCGGAUUGAAAAACUUCGGGAUCAUCUUCAACUUCAUGCAGCUCGGAAACCCACUUGGCGCACUUCUCUUUUCGGGUAUGCUCGCGGGUUACAUUUACGACACCGAGGAAGCAAAGCAAGGCACGUCGAGUUGCAUGGGACCCGCGUGUUUUCGGUUCACGUUUCUCGUUCUGGCUUGUGUUUGUGGUGUAGGAACCAUCUUGAGCUUGAUCUUAACCCUAAGAAUUAGACCGGUUUACCAAAUGCUUUAUGCUGGCGGUUCGUUUCGUUUGCCGCAAAGCGCUGGCCAUCGAUGAUGAUCGGGUUUUAGCGAUCAUCGAUGGUCUGUCAAAGUUUCGACCAAACGAUACGUUCUUCACGGUGCGUUUGCGAUGUUAUGUGUUUGUUGUAACAAUGCUUAAGAGAAUUCAACAUUUGUUUUGUUUAAAAGGUUAUAUAUGAGUAUUGUAUCCAUGCCCGUCAUGUAAAAAUCGAGCUUUUUCGCAAGUUUUUUGUACGAAAAGAUUCACAAAUACGUAUUAAUUGUAGUUUCGUAA